AGGAACAGCCAUCAAAAUCCCCAUAGUGUGUGUGGGUGCUGGAAGGAGGUCCCGGAACGUUGGAUACCAUCUACAAUUCAAUGUGUAACAACACCCCUUGUGUCAUUGUGGAGGGAUCUGGUCGAGUUGCUGACAUUAUAGCACAGGUAGCGAAUCUUAGUUCCUCCAGGAUUACCGUCAGCCUCAUUAAGAAUAAACUGCAAAAUCUUUUCUCGGAGUCGUAUGACAAUUUCACAGAAGAUCAGAUCAUCAUGUGGACCAAGAAAAUUCAAGAUAUUGUCCGCAUGAGGUCUCUGCUCACCAUCCUCCGGGAGGAGAAGGUUGGAGAUCGAGGGAUGGAUGUGGCAAUCCUGCAAGCAUUGUUGAAAGCUUCUCAAAAUGCUGAUAACAAUGGCCAGGAGAACUGGGACCAUCAGCUGAAACUCGCUGUGUCCUGGAACCGGCCAGACAUUGCUCAGACUCAGAUCUUUACAGAAGACUGGACCUGGAAGCCGUCUGAUCUGUAUCCCAGCCUGACAUUGUCAUUAAUUGAAGACAAACCUUCAUUUGUGCGCCUGUUCCUGGAGCGUGGAGUCAGUCUGGCGGAGUACCUCACCAGGGACACUCUCACCUACUUGUACAACAAUACAGAACCAUCCAGUUUGAUUCACAGCAAACUUGAGAGGGAAGCCACAGUAGAGGGAUCAAAGGAAAUUGUUUUAUCUACCAUAGAACUUCACCACGUCUCCCAUGUCCUACAGGAUCUUCUGGGAGACCUAACAGAGCCUCUAUACCGAGAAUCCAAGCGUAAACAAAGGAGCAUGGUACAGAUCAACAUCAAGAGCAAUGGGAAAGUGGGGGCUAUGAAACACAGGGAACACCAGCAGUUGGACCAUCCUGUGAGGGAUCUUCUCAUCUGGUGCAUCGUGCAGAACCGAGCAGAGAUGGCAGACAUCUUCUGGAAUCAGACUCAGGAUAGUGUAGCUGGAGCCUUGGCCUGCACCAAGAUCCUGAAGGCUCUCUCCAAGGAGGAGGAAGACUCUAAGGAAAUAGAGGACAUGACAGCACUGGCAGACCUUUAUGAGGAGCGAGCUGCAGGUAACAUAAAUGUUUAAG
This is a messenger RNA of Staurois parvus, 1095 nucleotides long. The record is from the annotation of a GenBank genome assembly. NCBI's taxonomy places the organism in Eukaryota, Metazoa, Chordata, Amphibia, Anura, Ranidae.